Messenger RNA from Medicago truncatula (barrel medic), 2123 nucleotides. Its product is annotated as plant intracellular Ras-group-related LRR protein 4. Gene Ontology annotation, molecular function: protein binding. NCBI's taxonomy places the organism in Eukaryota, Viridiplantae, Streptophyta, Magnoliopsida, Fabales, Fabaceae. Bases 249 to 1970 code for a protein of 573 amino acids. The transcript is spliced from 3 exons. The record is from RefSeq and is a predicted model, not a curated record. Gene Ontology annotation, cellular component: cytoplasm.
GAGUGAGUUUGAGUCUCGUGAUUUUAGGGUAGAAAUUAUCAUGAAUUAUUAUAUAUUUUUCAGUAUAUUCCUUUGCUGUGUCUGAAGGCGUUAUCAACGGUUUAUUACACUUCUUCUAUAUCUAUAUAAUUAUGCUUCUCUCCAGAAAACAAACUAGAGAAAGCAAAAUUGAAAUCCACUUCCAAUUCUAAACUAAACUCUGCAUAAUCAAAAUCAUCUUUCAAAAUCCAAAUUCUAACAACAAAAAAAUGGAUUUAUCAUCACCGUCGUCGCCAUCAUUAUCACGAUCAACAGAAGAUGCAGUAGAAGAAAUAAUGAAAACUCACAGAUCAUUACCGGCAAGGCCAAGAACAGAAGAAGUUGAAGCAGCCCUAACGGUGGUUGAAAACGCAGACAAAGAAGAAUCGUCGGGACUAGAAGUAUUUUCUUCAUCAUCAUCGUCUAGAAAAUCCAAAGGUUCUUCUUCCAUGUCGGAAGAGCUUUUAACAAUUUUACAAGAGAUGCGGAAAAGUAUUGUGUCUUUCGAAUGCAAAGAGAAAAAGAGAGAUGCUCUUAAACUCUUAGAACUCGAAAAAGUUCAUGUUCUGUUUGAUGAUUUCAUUCUCAAAGCUUCUAAUUGCAUUUCGAGUUCUAAUAAGUCCCGUGAUGCUGCUUCUUCUUCUUCUUCCAAGAAUUUUGUUUCUUCUUCGAGUUUAUUCGAUAAAGAAGGUGUCGAGAUUAAGGAGAAGAAGGGUUCAAAGUUAGCAUUAUUUACUAAGGAUGACAGUUAUUUGGUGAAUAAUAAGGCUAUGUCUACAUUCAAGUUUAAUACUGAUGCUUAUGCAAUUGGACACAAGUUAUCAUCCAAACCAAGUAUAGUGGAUAACUCCUCGAUGAAACAUGCAUCCACUUCAGGUGAAGAUAAUGGUGGUGAAAACAAGUUGAGUUUGAUAAAACUAGCCAACUUAAUUGAAAUUUCUGCAAAGAAAGGCACAUGUGAGCUGAACCUACAAAACAAAUUAAAGGACCAAGUUGAUUGGUUACCUGAUUCAUUAGGGAAGUUAUCAACUUUACUCACUUUGGAUUUGUCCCAAAACCGGAUCAUAACCUUGCCUUUCACAAUAGGCAACCUUUCAUCUUUAACCUAUUUGGAUUUACAUUCAAAUCAAAUCACACAGCUACCAGAUUCUAUUGAAAAUCUCAUUAACUUGACUCACUUAAAUGUUAGUGCAAACAUGCUAUCAUCUCUACCACAUUCUCUUUCCAAAUUGGCGCGACUCGAAAAACUUAAUUUAAACUCAAAUCAAUUAUCCUUGCUUCCCGAUUCAAUCGGGUCACUUGUUAACUUAAAGAUUUUGAAUAUCGAAACAAAUGACAUAGAAGAAAUUCCACACUCAAUCGGUCAUUGUUGUUCCCUUAAAGAGCUUUGUGCCGAUUACAAUCGGCUCAAAGCUUUGCCUGAAGCAGUAGGACAAAUUCGGAGCCUUGAGAUUCUCUCUGUGAGGUACAACAACAUUAAACAAUUGCCUACGACAAUGUCGAAUUUGAUUAACCUUAAGGAACUUGAUGUGAGUUUUAAUGAGCUGGAGUUUGUUCCUGAAAGUUUGUGUUUUGCUACUAAGAUUGUUAAGAUGAAUGUUGGGAACAAUUUUGCUGAUAUGAGAUCAUUGCCAAGGUCUAUUGGGAACCUUGAAAUGCUUGAGGAAUUGGAUAUUAGUAAUAAUCAAAUACAUGCUCUUCCCUAUUCUUUUAGAAUGCUCACUAGACUUCAAGUAUUGAGAGUGGAAGAAAAUCCUCUUGAAGUUCCUCCAAGACAUGUAGUUGAAAAGGGAGCACAGGCAGUUGUGCAUUACAUGGCUGAGCUUGUGGAGAAGGGGGAUGUUAAAUCACAGCCACUGAUCAAGCAGAAAAAGAGUUGGACUGAUCAGAUAUGCUUCUUUUCAAAGUCUAACACAAGAAAGCGUGGUGGGGUUGAUUAUAUUAAGGCUUGAUUGUGUUCAAUUAAACCAUUGAUAGAAAGUUUCAGAUUGCAAGAGUAAGUUAGAGUUGUUUUUCUAUUCAAUUUCUUGCCGUGUAGAAUUGAAAUUUGGUUGAAUACUAUUUUGUUUAUAAACAUAGACUUAUUUAUAAAUUACUAGAUGUAU